This is a messenger RNA of Paramuricea clavata, 530 nucleotides long. The record is from the annotation of a GenBank genome assembly. NCBI's taxonomy places the organism in Eukaryota, Metazoa, Cnidaria, Anthozoa, Malacalcyonacea, Plexauridae.
AUUCUUGAAGAGAAGCCAUCAAGCCUGCCGUGGUUAGAGAACAAAAGACUCGAGGAACAAGCGGAAACAAAAACAAAAGAAGGUCCUUUCAAAGAUGCACCCGCAGCGGUCUGGAAACCUUAUGUUUCAGGUAACAUAAUCAGUGUGAUUUACACUGUGAUACAAUCAGGGUUUGAAAUAACAGCCGAUCGCCGAUCAAUGUUAGAAGAAAUUGCUUAUGAUAGGCGGAAAAGUAGGGUUUCCAACCUAAAAAAGCAGGGAAAUGACUGCUGAUCACCAUGAUCGGGAACUUUGGGAACAUUAUUUCAAGCCCUGUACAAUGCAUUUGAGCGAAUUACAACUCCAGUGGGUUAAUUCAUUCUUGUUUUCUGUUUCUAGCAUAUGGUGGCACGACCACAGGUCCAGUUAAUAGUGAUCAACCCAAACAAUAUUACUGUGAGAUCUGUGCUAAACAGCUGAAUGGUCCCAAACCAUAUCAAGCACAUAUGGUUAGCAAAGCACACAAAGAAGAGGUCGCGGCACAGUCGUGA